Messenger RNA from Chinchilla lanigera (long-tailed chinchilla), 5775 nucleotides. RefSeq names its product focadhesin (gene Focad). NCBI's taxonomy places the organism in Eukaryota, Metazoa, Chordata, Mammalia, Rodentia, Chinchillidae. Bases 34 to 5436 code for a protein of 1800 amino acids. The record is from RefSeq and is a predicted model, not a curated record. Gene Ontology annotation, biological process: regulation of post-transcriptional gene silencing. The transcript has 43 exons.
GAAGCUGCAUACCUACAUGUAAGAGAAGCAAAAAUGUCAGAUGAUAUCAGAAAAAGGUUUGAUUUUCCAAAUUCCCUUAUUCAAUCACAGGCUGCGGGUCAUCUUAUUGCUGCCGUCCUAAAAGAAAAUAGUUUUUCAGGAAAGAUCCACCAAUCCACAAACCAGACUCCUGCUUUGAACUUGCUGUGGGAGAAGUGUUGCAGCGAUAAUGUCGUGGUUCGCACAGCUUGCUGUGAGGGGCUGGUGGCACUUGUUGCUCAGGACCAUGCAGAGUUCAGCUAUGUUCUCAAUGGGAUACUCAACCUGAUUCCAUCGACCAGGAAUGCACAUGGUCUGAUAAAAGUCAUUAUAAAAUUAUUACAAAUGCAAGCUGUGAAGGAAGGACAAGGUGGGGAAAAGAACAUUCAGAAUAUAUAUACUAUUAGAAAUCAUCCUCAGCCUUUGAUCACUGUGCUUGAACAUAGGCCUGAUUGCUGGCCAGUACUUUUGCAGCAGCUGACAGCUUUUUUCCAGCAGUGCCCUGAAAGGUCAGAAGUUUCGUGUGUCCAAAUAAUGGCACCAUUUCUGUGCUAUCUUUAUUGUGAACCCUCUCAAUUACAAGAAUAUGCUCACCUUCGACUACCCCUGCUGAAAGUCCUACUUGAACCUCGGGUUGUCUGUGAUAAAGCACAGCCAUCAGUAUUGGAACAACAGAUACUUCAGCUGUGUUGUGACAUGAUUCCAUGUUUGCAGAUGAAAGACAUGAUACAGACAACAGAAGCAAUGCUGUUUAUCAAGGAAAUAUACUUAAGCCUUUCGCGUCAUCCUGUUUUCUGGAAAAUUCAGCUUUCCCAGCUGACACUUCAGCUGUUGUGUGUCUGUGAAGUCAGCUUAAAGAUAACCGGGGAAUGCUCAUCUUUAAUUCAGCUUUUAGAGCACAGUGUUGAACUUCUGAAGGAGGACUUUCCCGUUGAAUUGAUUAUCAUUGGAAUAGCUUUACUUCUUUUACAGACACCAGCAAGUCAGCAGAAACCAAUCUUAAAUCUAGCUUUGAAGCUCCUCUCUUUCACUGGGGGUCAGAAAAUCCCAAAGUCAUCUCUGGUGCUUGUGAUGCCACUUCUUCAGAUAUCAUCUUCUGCAGCCUUGGAAGACUGUAUGUCCUUGGAUGAAGAAGGUCCCUCUAGGCAGCAGUUGGCCCUAAACCUUUUGGAAGUGGUCCAGCAAGAGUGUCACAGGAAUGGCCACCAAAAACUCUCUUAUAGGCUUGCAUUCCCUGUAACCAGCAUUUAUGGCUCAAUAUUUACAGCCUGCAGGAUUCUUGAAGUAAUGAGAGAAGAGUCAGCAGCAAGUGAUUGGUUGGCUUCAGUGGAGUCCUUACUCCCUAUUACUACAGUUGUGCCCAUGCAUGUUUUUCUUCUGCUGGCUUACCUCCUUGUUGAAGAUCAAGGACCGAAUCUUCACCAGAUUUUGAAGGUCAUCACAGAAUUAGCUCAAGCAGAUUCCUCACAGGUACCAAAUCUGAUUCCAGUUUUAAUGUUCAAAUUAGGAAGACCACUGGAACCUGUAUUAUACAAUGAUAUACUGUAUACUUUACCUAUGCUUGGUGUUCACAAGGUGUGUAUUGGACAGAUUCUGCGAGUAAUCCAACUGCUUGGAACCACUCCUCAGCUGAGAGCUGUUACUUUGCGCCUGCUGACAGCUUUGUGGGAAAAGCAGGAUCGUGUGUACCCUGAGUUGCAGCGGUUCAUAGCCAUGUCUGACGUGCCUUCUCUCAGUGUGAGCAGAGAGCUCCAGUGGGAGAGGCUGAUUGCGAAAGCGGCGUCAGUCAGAGACGUGUGCAAGCACAGGCCCUAUCAGCAUGGUGCAGAUAUGCUGGCAGCUAUUUCUCAAGUGCUGAAUGAGUGUACCAAGCCUGAUCAAGCUACACCAGCCGCCUUGGUGUUGCAAGGUCUUCAUGCACUCUGCCAAGCUGAGGUUGUUUGCAUUCGUUCGACUUGGAACGCGCUCUCCCCAAAGCUGAGCUGUGACAGGAGGCCUCUGAUUUUGAAAACCCUGAGUGAGCUGUUUUCUCUGGUUCCUUCUUUAACUGUCAAUACAGCAGAGUAUGAGAAUUUUAAAGUUCAGGUGCUCAGCUUCCUCUGGACUCAUACUCAAGACAAGGACCCACUUGUAGCAAAUGCUGCAUAUAAAUCUCUGUCCCACUUUAGUGCAGGAGAACACACCAUCUUUCAUCUACCUGAAAAGAUAAGACCAGAAGUCCCUAUUCCCGAUGAGUUAGAUGAAGAUGAAGAUGAGGAGGAUGUGGAUCUUUCAGUUCCUGGCUCUUGUUAUCUCAAACUGUUGUCACUCACUGCUCCCUUGGUUUUACCAGCUUUGGAAGAAUUUUUUACAUCACUCGUGAAGCAAGAAAUGAUGAAUAUGCCCCGGGGGAUAUAUCAUUCUGCCUUAAAAGGAGGUAUUCGCACAGACCAAGGAAAGACUGUAGCAGGAAUCCCCAAUUUUAUUUUGAAGAUGUAUGAAACAAAUAAGCAACCAGGAUUGAAACCUGGCCUUGCAGGGGGUAUGCUGUUUUGCUAUGAUGUUGCCACGUAUCAGAGUAAAGAUGGCAAACCACUACAUCGACUGAUGGCCAGUAGAGGGCGAAGUUUUAAGCAGAUGUCCCUUGCUCUUGUACAUGAGGUUCACACCCAGCCUUCGGAGUGGCACCGUGCACUUUUUCUCCCACAGGCCUGGCUUGCCUACAUGGAUAGGGCUUAUCAUGCUGUUUUACAGGGAAGAAUAGGAGAACUGGAGCUGCAGUUAAAACAUGGAAAAGAAGGACCUGAGGAGGUGCAGUAUAAAAAAGGUGCAGCCUGGCUCUGGGUUAGAGAUAUGUUGACUGAUGAGGUCACCAAGACUGCUGCAAAAGAAAGUCCAGUGGUGAAAGGCAAUGCACUAUUAGCCUUAAGCAGCCUUGCUGUUGUCGUAUGCAAACAUGAAGCCAGCCUUGCCUCAGAUUCUGACGGCACCCCGGAGGUUCAACCUAAUUUUCUUCCAAUGAAAGAGUGGGUUUCCAUGGUGCUUAAUACACUUCUGGUCAUUGUGGAUAGCCAUUACCAAGCUAAAGGACAGCUUUUUUCCUGCUUUUAUCAUAAAUCCUAUUCUGGGGAAAACACAAGUAGUGCUACAGCCCGUUCUGCUGCUGCUGUGGCUUUGUCUCUCCUUGUGCCAGUUUUCAUUAUCUCUUGCAAAGAGAAGGUUGAAGAAAUCCUGAACAUGCUGACUGCCAGGUUACCUGGGAAACCAAGUGCAGAUGAGUCCCAAGCCGUGCAAAUCCACAUGGGCCUUGCUUUGGGGAUGUUUCUCUCUCGCCUAUGUGAAGAGAAGCUCAGUGAUAUAUCUGGCCAGCAGAUGAACCUUCUUCUGAUGAAGUCUUUGGAUACCCUGGAAGAUUGCUGCUUUGACACUAGUCUUGAAUACAACACAGGCUGUAUUCUGGGAGUUGGACUCAUUCUGUCUCUCAUGAGCCACAGCAGCCAAACAGAGUCGCGGGUGCACGUGGCGGCAUCACUGCGGAGACUGUCUGCAUACCUGGAUGACAGUGGGAGCCAGAGCAGGACCUUUCAGGAGGUCCUUGCCUACACCCUUAGCUGUGUAUGUACAUCUGCAUUCAGUGCUGGCAUUAUUGAGGCUGCAGAGGCUGAAGAUACUAUGAACAAGCUUCGACUGUUGGUGGAGAACAACCAGCAGACUUCAGGUUUUGCCCUGGCAUUAGGAAACAUAGUUCAUGGUUUGUCUGUAUGUGGACAUGGGAAAGCUGAAGACUUGGGUAGCAGACUUCUCCCUGGCUGGAUCAGAGCUGUUCUUUCAGAGGGCUCUCCUACAGUGCUUCGUCUGGCAGCUCUCCAUGGCAUGGUGGCCAUGGCUGGCUCUGAAGGGGAUGCCAUGCAGCUGAAGUCAGAAGCUAUGCAGUCUUCUCACUUUCAAGGCAGACUUAAUGAAGUCAUUAGAACCUUAACUCAGGUCAUCAGUGUCUCUGGGGUGAUUGGUCUUCAGACAAAUGCAAUCUGGCUUCUAGGACAUCUUCAUCUGUCUACUCUAUCCUCAAAUCAAAGCAGAACCUCUGUUCCUACUGAUUAUGGCUAUUUGCCUGAGAGCAGUUUUAUUAGAGCAGCCAUUGGCUUCUUCAUUACAGGAGGAAAAAAAGGUCCUGAAGCCGUGCCUCCUUCGCUUCUCAAAAUAGUGAUGAAACCCAUAGCAACUGUUGGAGAAAGCUACCAGUAUCCUCCUACAAACUGGGCUGCACUCCUCUCACCACUUAUGAGGCUAAACUUUGGUGAAGAGAUACAGCAGCUAUGCCUUGAAAUCAUGGUGACACAGGCGCAGUCAUCUCAGAGCGCAGCAGCAUUGCUGGGCUUGUGGGUGAUGCCUCCACUCGUCUACAGUCUGAGCUUGAAUAUCAAGAAAUACCUCCUGGUAUCUGUGCCUGUCUGGAUAAAACAUGUUACUGAUGAACAGAUCCAGAGUUUUGUUGAAAACUUAAUGGUGGCAGUUUUUACAGCAGAUUCCCCACUAUACAGUCCUGAGUUAUGCCCAAGUGCCUUACAGGGUCUGAGCCAGGCCAUGAAACUGCCCAGCCCUGCCUACCACCUCUGGAGUCUGCUCUGUGAAGCUACUGGGAAGAUUUUUGACCUGCUGCCAAAUAAGAUUCGGAGAAGUUGUUUAGAGCUGUAUAUCUUUGUGGCAAAAUGCCUCUCAGAAAUGACAGAUGAUGAUGCCAACAGAGUUUCCCAGAUUACUAAGAGCAAUGUGGAAAAGGCUGCCUUGGUCAAGCUGUACUUAGUCUCCCAAGGACGAGUCCCCCUCAUGAGCCUGACUGACUUGCUCAGUGUCGCCGUGCAGCACAGUGAGAGGGAGACCCUGGCCUGGAUGGUUAUGCUCAGUCUGUACCAAGCACGGGUCGUGAGCCACGCAAACACAGGUGUGCUGAAGAGAAUGGAGUGGCUACUGGAACUGAUGGGUUAUAUCAGAAAUGUUGCUUACCAGUCAAUAUCUGUUCAGAAUGCAGUGCUUCAAGAGGCUUUGGACUUCUUAUUGCUGAUAUUUGCUGCCGCAGUGGUGGCAUGGGCAGACCAUGAGGCUCCACUUCUCCUUGGCCUCAGUGCCAGUUGGUUACCAUGGCAUCAGAAUGGCCCAUGUGAGUCAGCAUCAAGCUUCCUUGGCAAGAGUGCAGUCCCCAGGGUCACUCUGCAAGAGGCUAUUACUCUUCUUCCCAGUAGCAUGCUGCUGCUGCUGCAGAAAGAACCCUGGAAGGAACAGACCCAGAAGUUCAUUGAUUGGCUGUUCAACAUCAUGGAAAGUCCUAAAGAAGCUCUCUCAGCCAAGUCCAAGGAUCUUUUAAAAGCCACCCUGUUGUCCUUGAGAACUCUCCCUGAGUUUAAGAAGAAGGCCGUGUGGACCAGAGCAUAUGGCUGGUGAACAGCUGUGUGGUAACCAGCAGUGUUCUCAGCUGAAUGAGGCAAAUCACGGAAAUGGAAGCCCUUCUUCAGAAUUCCUGUCCGGGACUGUUGAGGUAUUGAUCCUGCAUGAAGGGUCAUGAAAAGAUGGCUGUAUUCCUGACAGCACGGCUGUCAGGAAAACGGUACAUUUCUUUGGUAACCUGGCAGUUGAGACUGAAACAGCAACGUGAGUUCUCUUUUUUUUUUUUUUUUUUUUUUUUGCCAGAGUUCAACAUGAAGAUGUUCUUUGCAAAAACUUGACUAUAUCUUCUUCUCUCACUUAAAUUCUAGUAAAAUCUUGUGAAUUUUGUGCAUAUGA